This is a messenger RNA of Gallus gallus (chicken), 7055 nucleotides long. It is a transcript of the gene APBB1IP, whose product is annotated as amyloid beta precursor protein binding family B member 1 interacting protein. The coding region runs from base 4226 to 6259 and encodes 677 amino acids. Gene Ontology annotation, cellular component: cytosol; plasma membrane. The record is from RefSeq and is a predicted model, not a curated record. Gene Ontology annotation, biological process: signal transduction. The transcript has 14 exons. Lineage: Eukaryota; Metazoa; Chordata; Aves; Galliformes; Phasianidae.
AGAGGCAUCAGAUAGUAGCAGCUCUAACUUUGCUUGGUACUGUGCCUGCUCUGAGCUACACAGUAUAAUCAGUUAACUUUCACAGGGUUUUUUUAUUGUCGUUGUUUUUAAUAGUUUCUUUUUUAAGGUGAAUUUUGCUACUGUCAGCAUCCUGUCAAGAGAUGAUGAUUCUAUCUGACAAUUCCAUUCCCUAAGUGUUGUUCAUGGGCAUUGUGCAGUUGUCUUAUGUAAGCGUACACACUGAUUAUAAACUCCAGUGUCUGUGUUGGUGGAUGAGGGAAGAGGCACAGAUUUCAUAUGCCUUUUCCUGUGCAAAGCUUUUGACACAGUCCCACCCCAAAUCCUUCUCUCUGAAUCAGAGACGUGUGGAUCUGAUGGAUGGACUGUUUGGUGGAUAAGGAAUUGGCUGGAUGGCCACAUCCAAAGAGUUGCAGACAAUGGCGCAGUGUCAAAGUGGAGACCAGUGAUAAGAGGCAUAUUGGGACUGGUACUGUUUAAUAUCUUAAUCAGUAACGUGGGCAGUGGGUUCAAGUACGGUGAGCAAGUUUCUGGAUGACACCAAGGUGAGUGAUGAAGUUGGUAGACAGAAGGAAGGAUACCAUCCAGAGGGACCCUGGAUGUACUUGAGAAGAGGGCCUGUGUGAGCUUCACGCAGUUCAACAAGGCCAAGUGCAAGGUCCUGAAUGUGAGCUGGAGCAAUCCCAAACAUCAGUGCAGACUGGAGGAUGAGUGGGUAGAGAGCAGCCCUGCAAUAAAGGACCUGAGGAUAUUGUUGUGUGAAAAACUGGUUAUGAGAUGCGUGCUCUCAGCCCAGAAAGUCAGUUGUAUCCUAGGCUGCAUGAAAAGAGCAUGGCCAGCAGGUUAAGGGAAGUAACUUCCCCGCCUUCAGUUCUGUCAUGAAGCCCCACCUCAGUACUCUGUUCAGCUCUGGGGCCCACAGCACAAGAGGGAAGAUGGACCUAUUAGAGCAGGUCCAGAGUAUGCUCGGAGGGCUGGAGUGCCUCUCCUAUGAGGAGGGGCUGAGAGAGUUGAGGUGGUUCAAUCUAGAGAAAAAAAGACUUUGGGAAGAACUCAUCGUGGCCUUCCAGUACUUGAAAGGAACCUACAGAAAGCUGGAGAGUGACUCUUUAUUGGAGAGUGGAGCAAUAGAGUAAGGGUAACUGUUUUAAACUGAAAGAGGGGAGACUAGGAUAAGAUAGACAAAGGAAAUUCUUCAUUCAGAGGGCAGUGAGGCACAGGCAUCGCUGCCCAGAGAAGCUGUGGAUGCCCAUCGCUGAAGACAUUCAAGGCCAGGCUGAAUGGGGCCCUGAGUCUGAUCUUGAUGGUGACAACCCUGCCCUUUCAACCCAAGCCAUUCUAUAGGAUUACAAAACUUUCUUCAUUCUUAAAAUAAAUAAAGUGGUGGGUAAUUUUAAUUUCUAUAGUAUCUGUAAAAGAAAGUGACCACAGUGCCUUCUAAUGGGAUACAAGCACUAAAGACCAAUAGCAAAUAACAAAGAAGAAAAAGUGGCUCACACUCUCCAAUUAACAGCAACAACACAAGAGAAGUGCAAUCUAUCCAGAAGGGUGCUGCUCCUUUGGCUGCUAACUUUAAAGGAGGGUGAGGAGGGUUGGAUCCAGGCUCCACCCCUUCCAGACACUCAGGUGCAUUGGUUGCACCUGAGCUUCCUGGCUUACCAUGCCUUCUUGUCCGGUGCUUAACCAUUGCUUCCAGCCGUGACCUCACAAUUCCACUGUAAGCAUCUUAACAAAUCAAGGUGUUUGCAACCAUCCAGAAAUCAUAUUUGGUAGUCAGUGACAGAGUUUGUAUUACAGACCAGCAUGUCUUGCAUGUCAGAGCAUGAUACUAAAUUAUAGUAAUGAGAUUCUACUUAGCCCGUGUAGGAUUGUGCACUGGGAGACUGAGUGCAAGGACUGUUCCUUCAUUCUUGUAGCUGAGUAAGAAAUUUCUUUUUUGGUACCCCAGAGUCCUGAAUCAGCCCUGUGGGAGCACAGGAUAAUGCACUGUCCACAAAGUCUGUUUCUCAUGCAAGUACAGCAAGUUGGGUAGCUUUCCCUACAUCUGCUGAAUUUCUCUGCGGUUUGAGGUUAGAUAAUUAAAUUCCAGCUUCCCACCCCAUAGCUCAAGACACUCAGAAAUUUUCUUUUCCUUUUAAAAUAAGAGUAUGUAGGGAGUAGAUGUGUAGAAGCUGAAAGCUUUGCAUGGCUCUGUUGCCAAGGUUAGAAAUGCAGCACACAGGAGUUCUUUGUUGUUGGGUAGGGCUGCAGGCUGCUUCUUGCAAAAGAGUCGGAGGUCGCAUCAGAGGGGCACCCAAAAGGAUGUAAGUGUGUCUUUGGAAAGGCUAACAAAGCAUAUGACAGAAAAAGUGUCCCUCAGACUCAAAUGAUGAAGGAGAAGUCAGAGCAAAUAUGCUGAAAUCAGAUUUUUCAUGGGGUAAACUGAAAUACAAAGAUGUUGGCAGAGCAAAGAACUCUGUUAUGCACCAGUCUCUAAAUUUAGGUUUAAAUGACUUUUAAGAGCUAAGUGGCUGCUAAAUCUCUAAUUGAGAAGGUAAAAAAAAAAUAGGACUAGAAGGUCUGCAGGGCUUGUGGUAAGUGGCAAUAUGAAUAAAUGUAUUGAUGAGUCAAAAUGCAGUGAAUUGAUAUUUCUGUUUCUGAACCUUGUGAGAGUUUAAUAUGCAUAGAACACACAGUGAGACUUGGUGGUUAAAAUAGAAAGCUGAAGAGAAUACGUACGCACAGUAGGUAAACAGUGUGAGAAAUGUGGGAGUAUUCAAAAAAAACAAGCGGCUUUCAUCAGGAAAUGAGAGCUCAGUGGAGAUCUGAGAAUGUGAAAUUUGGGGGGAACAAAACAAGGGAAUACCUUUUCCUGUAAUAUUGGUGUUAAUUCAAAAAGGGGUAUCGAAGGCUCAGCAUGAAAGUCAGCCACAUUAAAAAUAUAUUUGAUUCAGAUGUAUGCCCUCCCAAAUGCCCCUCCUUAAUCUUCUUGUUCUUUACAACCACAAUUUCCUCUUUUUAUUUUAAUUCUCUUUUCUCUGCUUGAAAUCUUCUGCAUAACAUGGGAAACUGUGAAAAUACUGACUUUCCAGUUUAUUUUAGUUUAUAAUGAUUUUAAGAGUUAUUAUUAGUAGUGCUAUAUACAGGAUAGCUACAGAUAUUUUAGUGGAUAUAAAGGAGGACUGAGUCUGUAACCCAGUAUUCUUCUGGGAGCUUAGGUAAUUUUUUUCCCUUUUUUGUUAAUAAUAGCUUAAUACAGCUGCAGGUUUCACUUUGAGUUUUUGGUUUGAAUAACUUCAGGGCUAUUUAUAAAUAAGUUAAAAAAGAAAAAAAAAAAAAAAGAAGAUUGUUCUGAUCCUAAAUGCAGCAACGUCUGCCUUGAAUGGCAGACAUGGCAACUCUGCCAUGUCUGAUUGCUUUGUCUAUUUGUUCCUUCUGUGGCAUGGAGAGAAAAGAAAUGAGAAUGGAGAGGAGUCAUGAAUAUGACGGAGCAAAGAAGAGAAGAGCGGACAGGGCACCUGAGUUCCCCAUUUGGGGGAUUCAUUUUACUGUCUUUUGUUUUUCUAGCUCAGGACAAAACCUGCAGUGAAUUUUGAAAGUUCUUAUAUUAGUCUAAGAGGUCAUCCAACAUGUUUUCACAUAAAAUAUUUUCUUUGCAGUUUGGUGAUGGGGAUGUAUAACUUUUCUUCCGAAAAGAAUUCAAGACAAAAAGACAGCAACAAAUAGGAGGAGUGGUUUGGUGACGGGCCGUCAUGAUAGAUGUCUGCUCAUGGGAAGUGACACUUGAAAGGGAUGGACACUGAUGCACUUCCUUCUUAAUGCACGUGUUCUGGCCCACAUGCUUGAGGUGUAAAAAACCCUAAUGUUAAAAUUCAUUUGAUUGGAUGAGAAAAAAAUCAUCAGUGACUAACUCAGAUGUGGAAAUGUGAAAUUCAUAGUGAAUUAUUUGCACUUUGCUUUUCCAUACAGUCAUUUUAUUUCCCCAUGAAUCAAAUGAGUCUGAAUAUUCAGAAAAUGAUAUAGUUGCAUAGAAGAUCUGGAUUUACUAGUACCUUAAAAAAAAAACCCCAAACAACAUAAUUUGGUUAAACCGUUUUGUGAUACAGUAUUCAGUUCUCUUGGUUGGUUGGUUGUUGUUUUUUUCCAGGAAAACAAUUUCCCUUGGUUCAUGGAACUACUAUGAUAUCUUGUUCCUGAAAGUAAAACUGAAACAGCUAAACACACAAAAAUGUGCAAACAGCUACAGCUGAUAAGGUCCUCAAAAGUCAGAGGAAACAGGAAGAUGGAGCAAACAUGUGAUGAUAUAGAUGAAAUGUUCAGCAAUUUACUUGGGGAGAUGGACAUGCUGACUCAGAGUUUAGGAGUGGAGACUGUACAAACUCCAUCCCCCAAAGUGACCAACGAGGAAUUCAGCUUUACCGUAGGUUUUAAGGAUUUAAACGAAUCUCUAAAUGCCCUGGAGGACAAAGACCUUGACGCUUUAAUGGCUGACCUUGUAGCAGACAUAAAUGAAGUUGAACAGAGAACUUUACAAGCCCAGAAAACUUCUGGCAACCAGCAAAGUGUGGUCACUCAGCCUUCAACAGGCAUGAAUAAUGACUUUUGUAGUAAAUUAAGUCCCUGUGCUACCAUUACGGGACAGUUUAAGAACGACUUGCCCCCUCCACCUCCAGCCCCUGAUUUAGACCUUCCGCCACCACCACCACCACCUCCUCCUGAGCCACUCAGCCAGGAAGAGCAAGAGGCACGGGCUAAAGCUGACAAAAUUAAACUUGCAUUGGAGAAGCUGAAGGAAGCUAAAAUUAAAAAGCUUGUUGUCAAGGUGCACAUGUACGAUAACAGCACAAAGUCACUAAUGGUGGAUGAACGCCAGGUGACACGGGAUGUUUUAGACAAUCUCUUUGAGAAAACCCAUUGUGACUGCAGUGUGGACUGGUGUCUAUAUGAAGUCUAUCCAGAGCUGCAAAUUGAAAGGUUUUUUGAAGACCACGAGAAUGUUGUUGAAGUGUUAUCAGACUGGACUCGAGACAGUGAGAAUAAGGUUCUAUUUUUGGAAAAAAAAGAAAAAUAUGCUUUGUUUAAAAAUCCACAGAAUUUCUACCUGGCAAACAAAGGGAAGAAUGAAAGCAAAGAAAUGAAUGAUAAAAGCAAAGAAGCUUUACUGGAGGAAAGCUUCUGUGGGGCGUCUGUCAUUGUGCCAGAGCUUGAAGGAGCCCUUUAUUUAAAAGAAGAUGGAAAAAAGUCCUGGAAGAGGCGUUAUUUUCUUCUGCGAGCUUCUGGAAUUUAUUAUGUACCCAAAGGAAAAACCAAGACAUCCCGGGAUCUGAUGUGCUUCAUUCAGUUUGAGAAUAUGAACGUUUAUUACGGUUCUCAACACAAAGUGAAAUAUAAGGCACCUACAGAUCACUGCUUUGUCUUAAAGCAUCCCCAGAUUCAAAAGGAGUCGCAAUAUAUCAAAUACUUAUGCUGUGAUGAUCGAGCCACCCUGCAUCAGUGGGUAACAGGAAUAAGAAUUGCCAAGUAUGGCAAGACAUUAUAUGAUAAUUACAAAUGUGCAGUGAAGAAAGCUGGCUUGUCUUCUCAGUGGGCAAAUCAAGGGACGUUGGAACCAGCUGCCCCCACGGGAUCCUUAUCAGCAGGAGCUGUUCAGGCAAAUGGACAGAUUCCCCGGGUCGUUCUUCCCUCCAGUGCAGAAGUUGCAGAGACUCAGAAGAAAGUGGAUCCACCAGAGGCUCAGGCAAAUGAUAUCAGUGCAGCCGGCCUGGCACCGCCAGCACUGAGGCAGAAACAGCUGAAUAAGAGGAACUCGCUGCAGCCUCCUCCUCCACCUGAACGGCGGUCAUCUGCUGUUAGUGCUUCACCCAUCCUACCCUCCAAAGUGAAACGAGACAGCGGUAUUUUCCUAACAGAUCCAGAAAGCUUUCCGGCACCACCGCCUUCCCUGAUGCUCGAUUUGCCGCCGCCACCACCGGCUGACCUCUGUGAACCUCCUCCUGAUUUUGUGCCUCCGCCGCCACCCCCAUCCAUCAGCAGCAGCAAUGCAGAUCUGCCGCCACCCCCUCCGCCUCCGCCCGUCUCCAAUAAGCCACCAACUCUGACAAAGAAACCUGUGCCGCUUCCUCCAAAAAGGCAAGGGAACGCGCUACAAGAUGGAGAGCCCAGAGCAGCCGGACCGCCUCCGAUCGGGGGUGGAGGCAGGCAAGCAGAUUUCAUGUCUGACCUAAUGAAAGCUCUAGAGAAGAAAAGGGGCAGCAGCUCCUGAACUGUGAGGACAGGUGGACUUUAAGCCAGAGCUGCUGUUCCGUCACCAAAGGUCGUGCUGGAUCAGGCCCCACCACGUGGAAUUCUCUUAGAGUUCCCCCCGGGGGCCCCAGGAAGUGAGGGGGGUGCCCUCUGUCCCCCACUUUGCCCCCACAACCUGCUUCUUCCUCAUCCCACGCCCCCUAAUGACCCCUCCAGCAGCAGGACGAGGUCAGAAAUGGGCUGCAGCCUCUUUCUGUACUUCGUCAGGUGGUGGAGCAGCGCUCAGUGCUGGCCAGCGAGUUGUGUACUUCUGUGGCUGCCUCUUCUGUAGAAUUAGAGCCAAAGAAAACCACACAACAGCACUCCUGUGCCUGAGAAGUCUGAAGAGCAGGAUAAUCCCUUUUAACAGAUUUCCCCUCAAGGGUUCUCUGUCAGAAAAUCCGACACUAUGUUAUUUUUUCAAUCAAAAGACACCCCCUUCUUUUUUCCCCAAAAAGCAGUCUGUCUUAAAAAUAAUGAUUUUUUCCCAUUGAUGCUGUCUUUCAAUCUCAUUUAUUUGGUUAAUUUUCAACAAAGAAGAACUUUUACCUCAAAAUGUUGCAUCCCCCCAGUAGCAAGGUUGUCAUCUCUCAGUUAGCAUUUGUCUUCAGAGUGUACCUAGGAGUAGUCUGUCUUCAUAAAGUCUUUAUCUCAUGCCUGAUAUGAAUAUGUCUCUUCCUCCUUUUUUCCCCUUUGUUCUCCAGUUUGAUUCUCUAUUGUUCUUUUAGACAGCAGUCACUCUUAGUGCUUAAAUAAAAAUAGCUUCUAUUUUGUAA